This is a messenger RNA of Eutrema salsugineum, 1319 nucleotides long. RefSeq lists its product as uncharacterized. NCBI's taxonomy places the organism in Eukaryota, Viridiplantae, Streptophyta, Magnoliopsida, Brassicales, Brassicaceae. The coding region runs from base 224 to 1222 and encodes 332 amino acids. The transcript is spliced from 6 exons. The record is from RefSeq and is a predicted model, not a curated record.
AAAGGAAAGAUCUAUUAUUGGAUUUGAAUUGCAAACCAGAGUCGAAUUUGUGAUCUUGUUGCAGAGCAGCAGAGGAUAGAUUUAGGGCUCGGUUGCGACAAGUGAGAGACACGAGUCGAAAGUAAUGUCCGGCCGAUUCUCCGCGCAUGCUUUAACGUCAAAAGAGGAAUUCACGAGAAUGGAACUGUCCCCAGAUCUUUAGUUCCCGGUCCGUAAGAAACAAAUGGGUGGGUCUGAAAUUUCAAGAUCAGAGGAGAAGAGCGGUUUUGGGUUCGUUAAAAUUUUUGGAAAUAAUGUUUUACUUCCUGGAUGUUUGGUCUGGAUCAACCAGACAAUUCAAGAGCCUCUUAAGGCUGAGUUCAAGAGAUUAAGGAAUGUCAAAGAGGUAAGCUUGAUCACUAAGCCAGCGUCGUCAGAAAUAGUGACUACUAAUUAUGAUGAGGAAAGAUAUGAGGAGAAGUUAGAGAAGCAGUUACAAGCUUGGAGAGAUAAUCCUUCAUGGACAGAUCAACCUCCUAAGGUUCAGGUGAAAACACAGAAAGGUUCGUUUUGCCAUUUGAACGUAGAAGUAAACGUAGGAUUACCUCCUGAAUCAGUCUACAACAUUUUCACCCAUCCAGACAACAAAAGAUACUUCAAAAACAUUAAGGAAUGUAUAUCGAGAAAAGUUUUGAUGGAGGAAGGAGCAGUGCAGACCGUGGAGGUGAAGCAAGCAGCGGCCUGGAAAUUCCUUUGGUGGGCUGGAACUUUCCCUAUACAUCUAAUUGUCCAAGAAAACCGAAAAAAUCUCACCUCAAAUUAUAGGCAAGAGAAAACAAUGUUCAUGAAAGUGUUCGAGGGCUGUUGGAAAGUAGAGCCAUUGUUUAUAGACGAACAUUUGUGUGAGACAAGAAAGCCAAGAACUCGAGAAGAUUACGAAAGCUGUAGCAACGGGCGAGGAAGGAUCGGUUCGAAGGUGACAAUGGAUCAGAUGUUUCAGCCUUCUGCUAUUCUUACUCCACCGCCACUUUCUUGGUACAUUCAUGGGAUCACCAUUAAAACAACAGAGAGUAUGAUUGAAGAUCUUCUCGCUGAAGCUGCAAAAAUCCGAAGAGGAGGAGGAGGAGGCCAUGAUGAUGAUCAAGGCAAGAACGGCGUGGAAUCGGAGAAAAGCAAAACUGAGGACAUUAAGGAGAGGUGGAGAUCACGUCGGAGGAGAUAUACGAACCGGAGGAGGCUAUAAAUAAAAUAAUUCAAGGAGAUUGUGGUUUUAAGAUUCUCUUGAUUGUUCUGAAAAUUUGGAAUAUUUCAUUACUAUGUGAAAGAAUGCUCUUUACAAA